This is a messenger RNA of Staurois parvus, 867 nucleotides long. NCBI's taxonomy places the organism in Eukaryota, Metazoa, Chordata, Amphibia, Anura, Ranidae. The record is from the annotation of a GenBank genome assembly.
AUGUCUCCUUCUCACUGCAGUUCUAUUGAUGUAUUUGGUGACCAUCCUUGGAAACAUGACCAUUGUUCUACUGGUGGGGGUCUGGUUCCCCGGCUCCAUACUCCAAUGUAUUUCUUCUUGAGUAAUCUUGCUGUUAGUGAUAUCAUAUUUGUUUCAGUUACUCUUCCAAAACUUCUCUCCAUACUCCUAACACAUGACCAUUGGAUGUCUUUUCUCUGCCUGUAUGACUCAGGUGUACUUCUUCGCAUGUCAGCUGCUUCUGAUGUAUUGCUACUGACCUCCAUGUCCUAUGACCGAUACGUAGCAAUCUGUAAGCCAUUACAAUAUUCCUUACUGAUGAGUAAAGAUGUAUGCCUUUCAUUGGCUCUGUCCACUUGGCUAAUAUCUGUGACUUAUGCAGCAGUAAAUGUGUUAUCCACGUCUCUAUUAUCCUUCUGUCUCACACAAAAGGUUGACCAUUUCUUUUGUGAUCCGAAAGAACUGUAUGCAAUAUCCUCUAGUGAUGUUACAGGCAGAAACAUACUUAUGUUAUGUGAGGACUUACUGUUUGUAUCUUUUCCUUUUUUGCUCAUUCUGACUUCCUACGUAUUCAUCAUCUCCACCAUACUGAAAAUUAAUUCCUUGGAGGGACGACAGAAAGGUUAUUCCAGUUGCACCUCCCACCUCACCACGGUAAUAUUAUUCUAUGGUCCAGCCAUUGUAAUUUACGGCAAACCAGAGUCUGAAGGUUCUAAGGAGAUGGACAAGUUGCUGGCCUUGCUUUACACGGUUGUGGUCCCAAUGCUCAACCCAUUUGUCUACUCUUUGAGGAACAAAGAUAUUUUGAAGGCUAUAAGAAGUAUAAAAAGAAAGUCAACACGCUUCUGA